GUAAAAGGCCAAUCACAGCGGCCUUUUACCACGUGAUCAGCGGUGUCCAAUGACACGCUGAUCACAGGGAAAUGCAAGUGCCGGUUCUCGGCUGCACUUUCCUCACGCUGUCAGAUCAACCGGCAGUUGUCAGAGCGCGGAUCGGCACAGAUCAUCAGGGCACUGAUGAUCAGUGCCCUGAUGAUCGAUGCCCAGCAGUGACACCCGCAAGUUCCGCCCAGCAGUGCGCCCACUAGCUCCGCUCACCCGUCCCCAGCAGUGCACCCACCUGUGCCCAGCAGUGCCCCCACCUGUGCCCAGCAGUGC
This is a messenger RNA of Staurois parvus, 306 nucleotides long. Lineage: Eukaryota; Metazoa; Chordata; Amphibia; Anura; Ranidae. The record is from the annotation of a GenBank genome assembly.